Messenger RNA from Solea senegalensis (Senegalese sole), 7083 nucleotides. It is a transcript of the gene bcor, whose product is annotated as BCL6 corepressor. Gene Ontology annotation, cellular component: nucleus. The record is from RefSeq and is a predicted model, not a curated record. The transcript is spliced from 14 exons. Gene Ontology annotation, molecular function: protein binding; transcription corepressor activity. Gene Ontology annotation, biological process: negative regulation of transcription by RNA polymerase II. NCBI's taxonomy places the organism in Eukaryota, Metazoa, Chordata, Actinopteri, Pleuronectiformes, Soleidae. Bases 904 to 6396 code for a protein of 1830 amino acids.
GCGAGUGGGAGUGGAGCGAGUCGCUCGGUCUCGGCAGCGUUCAUCCAUUCCGUACGACACUCCCCGCACAGCUCCGCGCGUCCUCGGUGUUAUCCGGCGUCUCCGACCGGCGGACCGUUUCUCUGUCUGUCUUUUACGUUUCUCGAAGAAGACGCGGAACGGGAAUAAUCUUCAGCGAACCUUCCGAGACGCGGAUUCUGGCGUAAGAGAGGACAUGGAGUGACGGAGAGCGGGAGAAAGGGGCUUUUUCCGAGGACGGCGUGCUCCGCUGAAACCCAACAUGGCGCUGCUGCGAGUUACGGCCGAGCUGAAUUAAUUUCUCAGCGAGUCCUCCGAGCUCGCCACCUGUAUCCUCCAGGAGCCCGGGCCGCGAGGCGCUGUGGCUUUUCAUCUGUACGGACCUUUUAAAGGAUCUUUUGUGGAUUUCUGACGUUUGUUUCCUCCGCGUAGGAUCGUUUUUUGUUGCUUCAUGGAAACACAAGUGACAUUUGCGGCAGCAAAAAGUCCGCUUGAAAUAUAGAGGAAUUGAUGAGAGUUGCCUACAGACAAUAGAAUAAUAUAAAGGUUUAUAUAUUUAAAAAAAAACAUUUUUUUGUGACAAGUGGAUAACCUGUUAGACACUUUAGUUGUUUUUUUCCUUCCUCUCUCUCUGUGGUUGGGAUCGUCUGCAUCCAGCAGACAGGACCGUAAUCGGGCUCGUCCACGCGCGCGUGCACACACACACACACAUACACUCACUCACGGAUCGCUGCCGUCCUACAGUUUAACUUGGCGACACGGGGAAAGGCGUGAGUUGGAGCCGGAGCUAUCGCCAAUUAACCAGGGCAACAUCUGUUUCGUGAUGUCGAUGCUGAGACAUAAACCAACCUGGAACUAAGACAAGGGAACCACAUCACACAAAAUAUGGUGGAUGCAAGGUUGACGCCCCUGGCAGCGAUGGGGCUGGACCGAGGUGCUCUGAUGCAUGAUGGCCUUCGCCUCCAUGGUGGGGUUGUAUACCCAGGAAUCACAGCACUGCAAGGGGAGAAAAGCAGAGAGAUGCCCGGCAUCCCCCUUACUUAUAACAGGGAUGGCCUUCCAGAGCUCAUUUACAAGCCUGAUGGCCCCCUGGACAGUCGUAAGUCAACUAAUGGAUACCUUGGCCUAUACAAGGGCACCCCUCCAAGUCUGCACAAGCCUGUGCUGGUGCCUGGAGCUGAAGGUUUAGAACGUAGAGUAGGGCCAGGAGAAAAAGGAUCUGAGCUGGGCUUGGCAAGUGCUGGUGGCAGCUAUCUCCGCCUGCCAUGGCUCAGCCCCUACCCUGAAGCAAGCAUGUAUCCCUUCAUGGACACAUCCAAGUAUGCGGCUCUGAACAUGUAUAAAGCUUCUUUGCUCAGCCAACCCAACCCCUAUCUUCCCCAGCACCUGCCCUACCCUUCUCUGUGUGCUGCGCAGGGUGGUAAUGUUAACCCUGCCGCAGCAUCUGCUGCUGAGAGGCUGUAUUAUAUGCCGCCAUAUCCUCCUUCUCCCAUCUCCUCUCCCCUGGUGGCGCCGCCCAUGAGGAUUCCUGCUGUCACAGUGGCCCCCACGUCACUGGUGCACUGCCAGGACAAGGGGCUUGGUGUUCCACCCCCAUUUGCACAGCAACUUCACCAACCUUCCCCUCAUUCUCAGCACCACCAGGCUGCUAUAGACAGGGACCGGUCUCCAAGCAGGAGCAGUAGACCAAGCAGGCCUCCCUCUAGGAAGGGCUCCAGCAACAACAAUAGCAGCAGUACUUCUAGCUCUAGUGGCACCAGUGGUGUGAAUAAUAAUAGUCUGCCCACUGAUUCUUCUUCUCAUUCAUCAUCUCGCCUUCCCCAGCCUCCCCCCUCCCCUGCUCACAAUGAAAGUUCAUCAGACCUACAAAGACCUGUUGCUAGGAUAGGACAGUUACCCACCUCCUCUAGUUCUUCAGUAUCUGUCUCAUCGUCAUCCAUACAGUCCAUUUCUCACCCAUUCUCUGUGAGCAGCAUGGCUUCGGAACAACCCUCUCCUGCCCGACCCAGCCCCCACAAACACAGGCCAAGAGAUGGGGCACCUGAGCACAGAGGUAUGGGGGUUGAGAGGAGACCCAGCAGGUCGCCUUCCAAACCUAAUUUUGAGAGGCCACCUCAUCAACCUCAAACAACCAAAGACUCAGCAGAGAAACCCUUAGAUUUGUCAGGCAGAAUACUUGAGUUUGGACUGCCUCCCAAUGGAUUUCCAGUUAAGAUGGACACUAUGGCAGCAAACGCACGUUAUGGACUGCCCCCUAGCCGAGAGCUCCUAAAGGAAAACCUGUCCCACUCCCCCUCCUCCCAUCCUCACUCCGUGGUCAGCAGCACUUCUUCCAAGGUCUCAGAGAGGCCAGAGAUAAUCAGCACUUUACACUCCUCUUGGGUUGUACCUAGCCCUUCUCCUUCCCAUACACAGCACACAUCAGGCCUGCCCUCCUCCCCGAGGUCUAAUGCAGACCUGGGCCAUUCACAAGCUAAAGGCUCCUCACCCUCUGUCAUCAAGCACAAGGGUUUGGAGAGAGUACAUCCUCAACAACAUAGCUCAUCCUGUCCAAGAAUUGGGGAACCCAAUCAUAAUGUAUCAUCUACUCAACAAUGUGGCUCUUCUCUGGCCAACACCAGGGCCCAUUCUCCCAAACCCAAUGGAGAAUGGGUCAAACACAGCCCCAGCCAAUCAGAACAUCCAACAUCAAUUGGGGGCCACCACAGAGAAGGAACAGAUAAAUCCUCCCUGAGCACUAAGAGAGGAGAAACAAUUCCGGAGGUGUCAUCAUAUAAAAGGCCCUGUGUAGAGAAUGGUCUCCCUCCUGGACACCUGUACCUCCCUCAAAGUGAUGCUUACCUGAACCACAGUUUGGCCUAUGCCAAUAGAUACCUGCACUACCCAAUCCCUGAUGGCAUGGCACUACACUCCUUACCAAUGACAGGGAAAGGCCCAGUCUACCCUCAUCCAGUACUACUUGGUAGCAAUAGCCUUUAUCCCACUCACCUGGCAGCAAAACACCCAUUACCAUACCACAACAUCCCAGCUGGUCCAGCAGGAGAUUACCUCACUUAUAACUCACAAGAGAUGGCCCAUCCUCUGAUGCAGACUCAUGCAGACAAGCUGCCAGAGAGGAGAGAUGCAAAUAUGAAGCCAAGAGGACAGGAGAGAUCACAAGGUGGUGUUGAAGAAACUGGGGGCCACAGAGAACACAAUAUUGUGAAGGAGAUAGGUGAAGGAAUCCAAAUAAAGUCGGGUAGGGAUGCAGGAGCACAAGGACAGAGUGGCAGUCAAAGCAAAACCCCCUCUUCCUCUGUAACAUCCAGAGAAAAGAUUGUAUGCAUUGACCUUGUGCACUCAGACACAGAUAUUGAGACUACACCAACAGUCCUCAAACAUCCCUCUGCUGAAAACAGCACCAAGGUGAACCAAAAUGAAUGUUGUCAUCAUAACCAAAAUCUGACAAAGACUGACUAUGAGCCAAAACACCAACACCACCUUUCCCAUUCUUAUCAAAUACACCCUGCACACAGUCCCACCCUGAAGUCCAACCACACUGAGCGGCAGUCAGAACCUACCUUGGGGAGACCAAAAGUUCAUCAGGAUGCACCCUGUCUUGGUGUGACAUCUAGCACAUCCCCAACUUCCCCAGGGCAGAUUUCCCAAGCAGAUGAGAGCAUGGAUGAACAGAGUCCCAGCCCAGACCCUGGAGACCAAGACCAGAGCACUCUGCGCUGUGCCCGCACAUCUGGGGAGCGCAGCUCCGGUAAGGAGAAAGGGGACAGGGACUGUCGACCUCACCACAUCACACAGCACUGCACAGAUGUGUUGAAAGUGUCAGACCAGGAAAAAGUGUAUGAGACUGAAAAAGAAGACAGUAUUGUUGACCUGGGAGAGUCACAAGGAGAGGGGGAUGAGGAGGACGAUGAGGAUAACCACACCUUAUCUAAAGGCUGCCGUAGCUCCAGUCUGGCCAAGAGGAUUGCAAACUCCUCAGGCUACGUUGGCGACCGCUUUAAAUGUGUCACCACUGAGCUGUAUGCUGACUCUAGCAAGCUGAGCCGUGAACAGAGAGCGCUUCAGAUGGAAGUCAUAUCACGAGAGGGGAGUAAUAUAAGUCAACCUGCAGCUAACUGGGAGCGGGCAAUGAUGCGGUUCUCGGAGCUGGAGCUGAAGGAGAAGGAGGGCGGCGGUGUGUGUGUGUCUGCCUCAGCAGCAGGACGGGAGCUGGCAGACGGCCAGCGCAGAGAGCGAGCGCUGGAACACUGCCAACAACCAACCAGGCAGGGAGAGAGGGAGGGUGUCCGGCCGGCGUACACUAAUAACAGAGUUCCAGUCCUCCAGAGGUGUGGGGGCCAGAGGGAACCCUUGUCCCCAGGGCAGGGGGCCCGAGAUGGGGCCAAAAGUGCCUGCCAUAGUGGGCUACAGGAUGGAACCAAGAGGUUGAUGAGAGAGUCUGAAGGAGGCCAUUGCCUGCCCCCCACUCUUUCACCAGUGAAAGGGUUUACUGAGGAGAAAGACAGUCAUGGCUUUGGACCCACUCGGAAACGUCCACUCUUCACCCAGGCUGAGCAGGAGAACAUGGAGAGGGAGGAACGAGACAGGGGGUUUCUCCUGGAGAAAAGACCCAAGAUUUGUACAGAUGAGCAGGCCAGUCCUGAUGAAGAUGAGGAUGAAGAGGUGCGCAAGCUCAAGGUCUGCAUUGAGCUGAAGGGACUGCGGCUCAGCAAACAAGCCGCUGGCGCAGCCUCACCUGAUGGAUCGCACAUCAAACUGGAGAGGGGGUGGCCCCAGCCCCGAUUAGUCGCUCAGGCCCAGAGCAUACGGGAGCGCAACAUCAGACCCGGUGAGCCAGAGGAGCGAGCGGCAGCCCAGAGAGCUGAGAUCAACAGGAAAUGGGGCUGCGAGAAGCUUCUUAAUGGAGUAGCUGCUUCCCCCCUUCCCCCCAGCCAGUUGAAGGACAGAUCGUACCCACUGGACCCCUUCUCAGGUGACCGUGGCCUCAAGGAGCCCAGGAGGGGCCCCCCCUCUCCGGCCCCAGAGCCAUCCAUGGGAGCCACUCCUCCCCUCAAGCCUCGUCGCCAUAGUGACACGGACAAACCCAAGGGCAAGCGGCCCUUCAAGACCAAACACACUAGUCAGAGGGAGCGAGAACGUGAGAAGAGGAAAGAAGCCGCUCCUAACAGCCCCAGCCAGCAUUGUGUGGCUGAUAUGGGAGCAGCUGAAGAUGACAAGCUGAGUGAGCAGCGCUGUGCUCCGAGGAAGAGAGCCGCCUCUCCUAAUCAUUAUCCCUGCUCUCCAGUCAAGCCCUGCUCCCCUGUCGCGCUCUGCCCGCCCUCGUUGCAGCCUCAGGUGAAUGGCAGAGCGGCCAGUGUCCCACCAGAGGCAGCUGGGAUUCACCGGACGCCCCCUGCAGAGCCCCCCACGGUGCGCCCGAUCCCACCAGAGGCUCGUCGACUGAUUGUGAACAAGAACGCCGGGGAGACUCUGCUCCAGAGAGCUGCGCGAUUAGGCUACGAGGAGGUGGUGCUGUACUGUCUGGAGAACAGAGUGUGUGAGGUGAAUCACAGAGACUACGCCGGUUACUGCGCUCUCCAUGAGGCGUGUGCCCGUGGCUGGCUCAGCAUAGUACAACACCUGCUGGAUUACGGCGCCGACAUCAACUGUAGUGCACAGGAUGGCACCAGACCAAUUCAUGAUGCCGUGGAGAAUGACCACCUGGACGUAGUGCGAGUUCUGCUGUCCUACGGUGCCGACCCUACACUGGCCACAUACUCUGGCCGUGGCCUCCUCAGGAUGACACACAGUGACAGCAUGGAGCGCUUCCUGACCGAUUAUUUUGCUGACCUUCAGGGCCGCCUGGAUGACGACCCAGGACUUUACUGGGAAUUUUAUGGCAGCGCUGUGUGUGAGUCUAGUGAAGAAGGCGGGAUCUACGACAUCCUGGCUGACCCACCAGGCCCAGAGGAUGAGGAUGAGGAUGACAAAAGGGAGGUGUUCGAAUUUGAGUUCUCUGACCGACCUCUGCUGCCUUGCUACAACAUCCAGGUGUCCCUUUCCCAAGGGCCUAGAAACUGGCUGCUACUGUCUGACGUGCUUCGUCGGCUGAGAAUGUCGGCUCGUGGUUUCCGACAGGCCUUCCCCCACAUGGAAGUGGUGACGGUGGCAGAGGCAGAGUUUUACCAGCAAGCCUCUCUGUCGCAGCUCUUCUCCUGCCCUGAGGAGCUGGAGGGCUUCCAUCCAGACAGCAAGGAGCUUUUAGACCUGGUGGAGGACAGUGCCGAGCUGGCCGCCCUGCUGGGCUCCUCACUGGAGUGUCUGGAUGACCGCUGGGACCACCCAGGGGACAAACUGAAGGACAAAAUCAAAACUGUUGGCAAGCUAUACUCAUCCUGACCCCUUGGACCACUAAACCUGGACCUUGAUCUUUUCUGACUCAAGCUUGCUUUAAAUCUAACCAGGGGUGAUGAUGAUGCCUUAGCCUGACCCUUAGCUCCCGUGCUUCGGCCAUGUUCUGGACCAGCACUGGUGCACUGUACAGAUGGCUUGACCUGCUGGCUGACCGGGCUGCUCAGAUAUUCCCCUCCUUUAAAUGAGGAUAAAUAAGUUUGUGGCUAUGUAGACUUAAUAAUGGUCUUAUUUUUAUAAAUUAAUAUAUGUAUAAGUGAAUAAUUAUAUAUAAAUAGCGAGAGUCUUUUCUUUUGAAAGUUGCUCAUGACGACACCUGAAAGAUUUUGUAUAACCGAGUGUUGUCAGCAAGAGUGUGGGCGUGCAGCACAUUGUUCAUGUGUGUAGCUGUACAGGAUAGUACCGAGAUUGUGCUAUUGAAUGUGGUAUUUGUGUUUAUAGGAAGCACAUGAUGUCCUGUUUUUUUUUUUUUUUCUUCCUCAAGACUCAAGCACUCGCUUGAGCCAUAGGGGUUUCUUGGUUGUAUCUUUUUUGUUGUUUUUUCAAAGAAAGCUGAAAUGUUGCUUCCUGUUUAGUCUGUAAUUUAACAUGCAAAACUACAAAAUUGUUUGUAUAAUAAAGUUUUAAGAUAAUGUUGAUAUUCACCCCCUCUGCACAGAGCUUGUAAAUAACAGG